Oncorhynchus keta (chum salmon) is the source of this 460-nucleotide messenger RNA. Its product is annotated as red-sensitive opsin-like. Gene Ontology annotation, cellular component: photoreceptor outer segment; membrane. The transcript has 2 exons. The record is from RefSeq and is a predicted model, not a curated record. Gene Ontology annotation, biological process: phototransduction; visual perception; G protein-coupled receptor signaling pathway. Gene Ontology annotation, molecular function: G protein-coupled receptor activity. The annotation marks the transcript as partial. NCBI's taxonomy places the organism in Eukaryota, Metazoa, Chordata, Actinopteri, Salmoniformes, Salmonidae.
CUUCAGCAGUCAACUUCACGAGCUCCUAUUAACCGGCCCAGGAUGGCAGAGCUAGGAGUGUUUGCUGCAAGGAGACAAGAAGAUACAACCAGAGAAUCAGGCUUCGCCUACACCAACAGCAAUCAUACCAAAGAUCCUUUUGAGGGCCCCAACUACCACAUUGCUCCAAGAUGGGUGUACAACAUCUCAACACUCUGGAUGCUCUUUGUGGUCGUCGCCUCAACCUUCACCAAUGGCCUGGUACUGGUGGCCACUGCCAAAUUCAAGAAGCUCCAACAUCCUCUCAACUGGAUCCUUGUCAACCUGGCGUUCGCCGACAUUGCGGAGACUCUUUUGGCGAGCACCAUCAGCGUUUGCAACCAGAUGUUUGGCUACUUUAUUCUUGGACACCCAAUGUGUGUCUUUGAGGGAUUCACCGUCGCCACAUGUGGUAAGAUGCGUUUUAUAUGGACUCCAUUUU